AUGUCUGUAAACGCAACAGAUAAUGUGCUACGGAGCGCACCGACUGAGGAUGGCAAUCUCUUCAUCAAGGGACACGGUACUCACCUAGAUACCGCGGCAGCUGUCAAUGAUGAGGCUCGUAUCGACUUGACCUUUAACGGUAAAAGCUCUCUAGAGCAUGUCUUACAGAAUGCAAAGCUACCUAAUUCAUACGCAAACAAUUCCAAGACCAGCCCUCAUCUAGGUGUAAAAGCGCCUUGUGCCUUGAACAUUGUACUACAGAUUGUUGGCAGCCGAGGCGGCGUUCAACCCUUCAUCGCUCUGGGCAAUGAGUUAAAAAAGCAUGGCCAUCGCGUCCGCAUUGCCUCUCACGAUGUCUUUGCCGACUUUGUACGCGAGUCUAACCUCGAGUUCUAUCCUGUUGGUGGCGACCCUUCAGACCUCAUGGCAUAUAUGGUUAAGAACCCUGGCCUUAUACCAUCAGUAUCUUCACUUAUGGCAGGUGACAUUAGUCGCAAGCAAGAUAUGGUGAAGGAGAUGCUAGAUAAGUUUUGGCUCUCCUGUAUUGAACCAGACCCUAUCUCGGGAGUCCCUUUCAUCGCCGAGGCCAUCAUUGCCAACCCGCCAAGCUUUGCCCACAUUCACCUGGCAGAGGCCUUGGGUAUCCCUCUGCAUCUUAUGUUCACUAUGCCUUAUAGUUCUACCCAGGCGUUUCCACACCCAUUGGCGAACAUUAAGCAGUCGAACCUUGACCCGAAGCUUUCGAAUUACUUAUCGUACGGGAUGGUGGAGACGCUAACAUGGCAAGGGCAAUGCAGUCUUGGAGAUAUCAUCAAUCACUGGAGAAGGAAAUCAUUGAACCUAGAUCCGAUCUCUAUGCUUAGCACCCAGGAGGUGCCAUAUACCUAUUGCUGGUCUCCUGCCUUGGUACUAAAACCCGCCGACUGGCCCCCUUAUAUUGAUGUCUGUGGUUUCUUCUUCCGUGACGAACCACAGUACACCCCACCCGACCACAUUGAUCAAUUCCUCCAAGCAGGGCCGCCACCAAUCUACAUCGGCUUUGGUAGUAUCGUCAUGGGUGAUUCAGAAAGUAUGACAGACUUGAUAUUGACGGCGUUGCGAAGAUGUGGCGUCCGAGCCAUUAUCUCCAGGGGCUGGGCCAAACUUGGCGAGGGCCGUAGCGAUAACAACGCUAUUUUCAUCGACGACUGCCCUCACGAAUGGCUAUUUAAAUACGUUGCAGGAGUGAUACAUCAUGGUGGUGCUGGAACAACGGCAUGCGGAUUGCUCAACGCUUGCCCUACAUUCAUCGUCCCUUUCUUCGGAGAUCAACCGUUCUGGGGAUCAAUGGUGGCCAAAGCCGGUGCUGGCCCGUUCCCCAUCCGCCACAAAGAGCUCAACCUGGACAACCUCACCAACGCUAUGGAGACGCUGCUCGCGCCCGCUACAAAGACUGCCGCCAUCCGAAUUUCAGAAACCAUGCGUAACGAACGUGGCGUUACACAAGCCGUACAGUCUUUUCAUCGCCAUCUCCCGCGGGAUACACUUACGUGCGAUUUGUUGCCUGGCGAGGUAGCCGCCUGGAUGUACGACACUAAGCGACUGAACAAGGCUGACAGGAAAAAACAUAAGAAUGGAUUGAGACUGUCUCCUCGGGCUUUGAGCGUUCUGAGUAAUCGCCAGAAGGUUGAUUUGACCAAAGUGCAGUUUGAAAGAUCGGGCUUGUUAACACGUCACAGGAACCAUCCCAAGCCGGUAGAGAUUGAAAAUCAUCGAUGGGACCCCUUGACUGCAACAUCUUCUGCUCUGCUAGGUUCGCUGGUCGACUUCUCUAAGGGAUUCGGAAGCCUCAUGUCCGCCCCCGUUAUGAAAGUCCGGCACGAGACUGCAAACCGGGAGAGGAGAUACGCCGCCACGGCAGCGAUCACAGAUGAUUCCCGGAGCGAUAAUAUGGGAUCGACUGCAAUUGGUACAGAAAUCCACAACCAAGGUCUCGUAAAAACGAAACAUGGAGCCUCGUCGAAAUCAGGACGAGAGGCAUCAACAUCAUCCUCCAACGCUGGAAAGUCGGCCGGAAAGGGCGUCUCCAAGAUGGCCACGAGCGUUCUCAAAGGUUCGCUUGUAGAUGUGCCCCUCGCUCUUACUGAGGGACUACAUAAUUUGCCUGAGCUGUACGGCGACAAGGUCAGGAAGCAUAACAAGAUCACGGACUGGAAAAGCGGCACCACCGAAGCUGGCAAGAACUUUGCGUACAACUUUCUUGAUGCCUCGUGGUGUCUGUUCAAGCAGCCUGCAGUCGGCGCAGUAAAGGGAGGUCCCGUGGGCUUGGUGACAGGACUCGGCAAGGCAGGUUUUGGGCUGAUUGCCAAGCCUGGAAGCGGUAAGUUCAAGUUUCUUGACAUUCCAUGCCGCCUGUCUCUAGUAGGGAGCUGGAAGGCUUUACUGAUGUAUUUGGCGUUGACUCGGCUAGCCAUGUUUGGUCUGUUUGCAUACCCUGCUCUAGGCAUUUACAAGAGUAUUGUGGGGAGUCUGUCCAAGACGGAAAAGAAGGUUCUGGAGGCGCGGCUCGAGCAUGAUGAGUACUUUGCUAAGAUUGACCCAAUGAGUGAGCAAGAUAUUGCAUCAGUUCUAAGCUCAUUUGGUGGUGGAAAGUAA
Fusarium venenatum is the source of this 2634-nucleotide messenger RNA. NCBI's taxonomy places the organism in Eukaryota, Fungi, Ascomycota, Sordariomycetes, Hypocreales, Nectriaceae. The record is from RefSeq and is a predicted model, not a curated record.